Molecule: messenger RNA, 1928 nt
Organism: Medicago truncatula (barrel medic)
Lineage: Eukaryota; Viridiplantae; Streptophyta; Magnoliopsida; Fabales; Fabaceae
Exons: 9
Coding region: 590-1453 (287 amino acids)
Source: RefSeq, a predicted model, not a curated record
UAUCUCACUCACACUCACCUUUUUAUAUUUCUUAAUUUUAUUUUAAAAACAAAACUUUGAUUUUCCUUUUUCCCUUUCUCUGCUUCCUUAUUGGUAGAGUUGUAACCCAUCUCUUGUCUCUCUCUCUCUCAAGAGAGAGAUUGAAAGAGAGAGAAAGAGAACAACAACAAUAACAUAUGUAUUUGUGUGUCACAAAGCAAAACAAACACAGAAAGUUGCAAACAAAUGCCAAAUUUUAGUGCAGUAAUAAGCAUUGUAUAGUAUAGUGAUAGAAAGAGAAAAAAGAAACACUCUCAGCUCAACAACUUGGUCGGAAAGUUGCAAAUAAAAAGGCUCUUUCAUUUCUGAGCUAAAGUUUGGAUUUUUAAGGGUUUUUGAUCGUGGGGUUCUGUUAAUUUCAUCUGGGCCAUGACCAAAUUCCCUUAAUUACCUAUGGUUGCUUGAAUAGAGUCUAAAGGGUUGAUUUUGAUUUUGAUCUUGGUGAAGAAUUUUUGCGAUUGGUAUUGUUAUUUUUUGUUUGGAAAUGGUGGUUGGUGCUGUUUUUGGAUUAUAGGAAAAUUGUUGAUAGAAAUAGGAAAAGGUGAUAAAGAUGGAGGCAGAGUCAAACAGAGGGUUUCAUAAUGAAGAUAUAAAUUCAUCUAUGAGUAGACAUGCAAUAUCAUUUCAGCAUGGUGCUAUGAAUAAUAGCAUGUCAGAGAUGGUCCCAAUGGGUAAUUAUUUUGGGUUAAGUAGUUCAUCUGGGAUGGUAUAUUCUGGAAAUUCAACUUUCAUGAACAACAACCAUGUUGUAAGUCAAGGUGGUGGUGGUAAUUCAGCUGGUUCUUCUUCUCUUCUUGUUGAUUCAGUUCCAGGGCUUAAGCAUGACACAGGGUUGGCUGUUGAAUGGUCUCUUGAUGAACAGUACAGAUUGGAAGAGGGUCUUGCCAAUUAUGCCAAUGAACCAAGUAUCAUGAAGUACAUCAAAAUUGCUGCCGCGUUACCUGAUAAAACUGUUCGUGAUGUUGCUUUGAGGUGUAGGUGGUUGACAAGAAAGCGAAGGAAACCAGAUGAACACAGUUUGGGAAAGAAGAUCAAUUACAGAAAAGAUAAGUCGUUGGAGUUAGCAUCACAGACAAAUUUGCAUUCGACGCUACCCCCAAGCAUGGGGUCAUAUUCUCACAUGUCACGCGUUAUGGAACAAAGUCAACGGACACUAUAUGAUGGAAUUUGUGGGCCCAUGAAGCAACUCAUGGAGCAGAAUGCUCAAGCUUUUAAUCAAAUCAAUACCAAUUUAUCGACGUACAAGUUGCAGGACAACAUCGACCUCUUUUGCCACACAAGGCACAAUAUCAAUUCCAUUCUAAACGAUUUGUGCAGCAUGAGUGAGAUGCCUGGCAUUAUGAGCCAAAUGCCGCCACUGCCUGUUGCCAUUAACGAGGAUCUUGCAAGAAGUAUUUUGCCUAAUAGAACUUAGCAUGCAAAGUGCUGACUUCAUCAACAUUGCCUUUCACAAAUCGAUGCACAUCAAUCGUUGUAGAGAGGUUGGCAUCAUUCAUCAUUUGGAGGUCUUGGCUGCAACUGUUUUGGUGCUACAUGCAAUUGAGGAGUCAGGAAGUAACUCACAAAUAUAUAUAUCAUGACUUUCCAGAGAUUCUAAUCCAUCUUUUGAUCUUACAAGUUACUGUUCCAUGGUUGAUUAUUUUCAUUUGAAACAAAACUUGGAACUCCUGUUGUAUAAAUAAAUCAAUCUUAUAGGAAAGCGAUUAAUAUAUCAAUGGUUUGAUCUGAAUGCACAUUUAUAGAUAUCAGAAUAUUGAUUGGUGUUUUGCUACCAUGUCAUAGGAAUAGUUGGAGAUGUGUAUGAGACUAGUCUGCUGUAAGAAGUGAAGGGAACUCAUUAUGUACAUAAUUUCUUUGUUAUAAAUUAAGCUUAUCUAAAAUAAAUAGUA